UCUACUCCACCACACCAAUUACUCUCCCUCCUCCACCUCCACCUCGUACUCCACCAGCUCCCCCUCCAAGCACAAGCCAAGAUGACGACGGUGGAGUCCUCGCUCUCGCUCAGCCUCGACCGCCUGGCCCAGGCUGCCGCUCGACCCGCCGAGAACGUGGAGGCGCUGAAGACCAUCGUGGCGAGGGUGCACUCGAGGCUCAAGGUCCAAGAAAACGGCGGAAAUGGCCCCACAUGUCUCAAGAAUGCCAGGGAGAAGAAGAAUCUGGUAGACAUGUUGUUUUACAAAGGGAAAUGUAACAAGAUCUGCCAGGAUUACAUCGCGACCUGUAAUCAGAAAGAUCAGUUGUUCAUCUUGAAAAGAAAUUCUGAUGUGCAUACCCGGAUGGACACGCUCAGUUGCCUAGUGUCGUCAGAGAAGAUGGCGCUGGAUUAUCUCGUGAGGGUGAUCGAGCACUGUCGCGAUCCUCCUCUUGUGGGAUCGGUGUGCGCGCUCCUCCACGACGCUUUGUCUCCCAGCAAUAAAGGCGACCUCCGCAACACGGUCAUCCAGACGUGUCUCUCCCUGAACGCGGCCGAGGUGAUACUGAGGACGCUGAAGGCCCUGUCGGCGGAGGGCCUCGCCGUCAUCGACCCCUGCAUCCACCCCGCCUACCAGGUGCUCGCCAAGCUGGCCUCCAAAGACCCCAAAUUAGCUGUGAAGGCGAGACUGGUCGGGGGAGUGAAGUUAACGCACCAGCUGCUACAAGCCCACAUGAAGAAUUGCGUUCCUCUUCUUCCGUUGUUGAUGGUCACCAAGUACCUUGCUAAGAAUUCAACAAACCAAGUGAUGCUAGGCAAGGAUGGGUGUGUGGCGACCCUAGUGUCCAUCCUCAGCUCGGUGCCGAAGACCCACUGGGCGAAGAUCAAGUUCAUCAUGGAAACCCUGGCGCUUCUAACAAAAGCUAAGAGCAAUGUGAUUCGGCUGGUGAGAGAAACGGGACUGCAGCGUGUUCUCUCCAUCCUGGACGCGUGGGAGAAGAUUGAGCGCCGGCACCAGGUUAAGGUCAUCAAGGGAAUACUUGGCACUUUAUCGCACAUGUGUGAUUCCAAACAUGGUCGAAAAGCUGUGGUGGCACUUAAUGGUGUUGAGAUCACACAGCGUUUCAUACAGUCCUGUCCAGCAGACAAGAAGUUUGACAAUAACCUCGCAAAUGCCACCAACGUUUUCCUGAAGUGUAUCAGCAAAGGAGAACUACCAGUGUCUUCCAGCUGGGGGGCAUUCACCUUCCAAGUGCCAAAUAGGGAGGGAUCGGAAACAAGUUCAGACAGGUCCCGAGAAGCAACUCCAGGCGUAGAUGUGGAUUCUUCAGACGAAGAGGCAGAAGAGGAAAUUGAGGAUGAAGAAGAGGACUUUGAACUUUCUCAGGACUUCAAAGGAAUAGAUUUAGCCUCGGAUUAUUGCCCACAGAAGCCGAGAAUGGAGGAACUGGUGAAAUUAGCCCACUUGUUCCCUGAGCUUUUCAACUUCCGUAUUGCUAGUGGUACAAGGUUUAAGGAAGUCGCAGUUCCAAUCAGAAGAGGUGCCCUUAAUGAUGUAAUCCCAGAGAGCCACAAUGAGCGUUACAUCAGAGCCUCAGACUGCACGCGGAGUAUUAUUAACUUUGUCAAAGUGGCCUAUCCUGACAUGGUUGGUGCUCGUGGCCCAAGUCACUUAGAGGAGCUCUAUGAGAAGGACAGAAGAGUGUGCAGGCAAGUUUUGAAAUCUCUGGGCAACUGGGAUGAGAAACGUGGUUGGCAAAACGUGACGCGCUUACAGUACCUAGCACUUGAAAUUUUUGAAUCACGAGGCAUGAAGCGUUUCGUGGUCGUUCGUGGUCUACUCCUCGAGAGUGGCUUUAUGAACGCUGGAGUCAUGACGUGCUCCUAA
Messenger RNA from Penaeus vannamei (Pacific white shrimp), 1908 nucleotides. NCBI's taxonomy places the organism in Eukaryota, Metazoa, Arthropoda, Malacostraca, Decapoda, Penaeidae. The record is from RefSeq and is a predicted model, not a curated record.